ACACGACGUCACAAGCCACUCCGCCUCCAUUUAUUUAAUAUUUUUUUGGGAGGGAGAAAAAUAAAGUGGCUGUGUAGAGGAGGGACGUCACACUUUCCGGAGCACAAGCAGGGGAGCGAAAGCGCCUUCUACACUCUUGCCAGCCGAGUUAAGUUACUGACCAGCGGCCAUCAUUUCGGGGGAAACGUCGUAUUUUGUACAAAGUGGACCAGCCGCACUUUGUUACUGUCUGGACUCACAGCGACUUUACUUGUCCAACUCUGUCCGACCCAAGGACCGAACACUGAUCAUUGAUGGACUGGCUCACACCUGAGAUGUGAAGUGUGUUAUGUGAGCCAAGGUGUUUUCCCACCUCACUGGUGGGGAGAGAUGCUGCACUCCGUUGCCAUGACAGCAGAGGUUCUCUUUGUUCUCUGGUUCCUGAUGAGCAGUGCCCAGAGUAAUCCUAUAACAACCUUACCAGUUAGCCGAGAACGUCUGGAAAGGGUGUUGAUCCAGGCCAGGGAGGACAAAGCGGACCCCAAGCAGCUGCAGCCUGAGGAUAACAAUACUUUAGGUCUGAACAGGACUGCUGUAAGCCGUGCCCGGCAGAACCUCAGCUCCCAGACCCGAGGGCCUAAGGGCGGGAAGUCCCAGGAGCUGUUGACCGAGCAAGACACCCUGAACCAAAUAGACGUGGGCCCCACGAGUGACGUCACCCUCUCCUUGGACGCCAUUGACGAGUACGCCUACCCAGACUACAGGGGUAAAGGCUGCAUGGAUGAGAGCGGCUUUGUGUUCGCCAUCGGUGAUCAGUUCACCCCAGGCCCUUCUACUUGCCCUUGCCUCUGCACAGACGAAGGUCCUCUGUGCAGCAAGCCUGAUUGUCCCAGGGUGCACCCUCGCUGUGUUAGAGUGGACAUGAGCCAAUGCUGCCCUCAAUGCAAGGAGAAAAAGAACUACUGUGAAUUCCGGGAAAAGAUCUAUGCUUCACUAGAGGAGUUUAAGGUGUCUCCGUGUGAGAAAUGCCGAUGUGAGCCAAGUGGGGAGGUAUUGUGUUCUGUGUCGGCCUGCCCUCAGACAGAGUGUGUGGACCCGGAAUAUGAGCCGGACCAGUGCUGUCCAAUCUGCAAGAGCGGACCCAACUGCUUUGCUGACACAACUGUGAUACCUGCCGGACGAGAGGUGAAGAUCGACGAGUGCACAAUCUGCUACUGCACAUACGAGGAGGGCACCUGGCAGAUCGAGCGUCAGGCCACCUGCAGUAAGAACGAGUGUCAGCGUGGUUAGAGAUUGGCACGGCGGGCAGAAUGUUGGCAUGCGACACCAGCGCCGAUCCACGUAAACACUUGGCCUUUCACCCAGACUUCCGGACAUCAGGGUUCAGCCUGCAGCCUGCGACCGGCUCCAGCGUUUGGAUUCUGUACUAAGCAAAGGCUUUUAUGACGAUUUAUAAUCCACACACAGAAUCUCUAUUUAUCUAUGUAGUGAAUUGUUUAAUAAUAUACUGUAUACACUGUAGGGGAAAGCGUCAUUAUGCUGAUCUAGCUUUAGUAUUUUUAUAGGCUCUGCAUUUUAAUGAACCACGACAUGGACUGCAAAGAAACACAACAGAAUGUACAGAAAACACCGGCUGUCUUUGGGGGCGGCCACCUUCACGUCUCCAUAAGCCUGACAAAUGCUCACACCGAUUCCUUAACGAUCGCAGUGCAGUGCUCCGUGCAGCCCGUCAGCUCUAGAGCUUUGCUGUUCCGAGGCGAUGGACUACGGAGCUGAAAGUGAUAUAAAAGGUAGAUUGACUGUUUAUGACUUGUGCUGCGUUCUUUUGUCUGUUUCCAAUGUGCUUUGAUUUUAAAAGUGCUUUUUUUGUAACAUGGUGCUGUGUGAUCCUGUUUCAAAUAAACGCCAGUC
This is a messenger RNA of Entelurus aequoreus (snake pipefish), 1890 nucleotides long. Its product is annotated as brorin-like. Gene Ontology annotation, biological process: negative regulation of BMP signaling pathway. Bases 370 to 1269 code for a protein of 299 amino acids. The transcript is spliced from 4 exons. Gene Ontology annotation, cellular component: AMPA glutamate receptor complex. The record is from RefSeq and is a predicted model, not a curated record. Gene Ontology annotation, molecular function: protein binding. Lineage: Eukaryota; Metazoa; Chordata; Actinopteri; Syngnathiformes; Syngnathidae.